This is a messenger RNA of Glycine soja, 6025 nucleotides long. RefSeq lists its product as uncharacterized. Bases 392 to 5902 code for a protein of 1836 amino acids. The transcript has 14 exons. The record is from RefSeq and is a predicted model, not a curated record. Gene Ontology annotation, biological process: signal transduction; defense response. Gene Ontology annotation, molecular function: protein binding. NCBI's taxonomy places the organism in Eukaryota, Viridiplantae, Streptophyta, Magnoliopsida, Fabales, Fabaceae.
CUUUCUUUUAUAGUAAUAUUUUUUUUUAUCCAAACAAGUUUUCUACCGAUAAAUUGUUUCGUGAUCAACUGCAUAUGUCUUUUCGCAUUUGUGUAUGGCUCUUUAUCUGUGCAGUUCGGUCCUCUUUAUCGGAGUGCUUUGGCAAUGUUUCCCACACGAACAAAAAUUUUAAGCUGAGCUUUUGUACCAUUGGAUCUGUCUUGACGGAAAACAGGCACAUCUAGACCAUUCCCCACUAGCACAAUCCGUGUGCUCCCCAACUCCACCAAUCCGCAGCUUGCCCUUGAGCCUUGUGGACAAGAUGGUCUCUUACCUUCAUCAAUCAAUCUAGAAAUACUUGUCCUUAGUUUUCACGCACAAGCAACCUUUUACUUCCACUUUUGCCAUUGCAAUGGCUUCCUCGGCCUUGACCCAAAGCAGCUCCUUUUCGUAUGACGUGUUUCUCAGCUUCCACGCUACAGACACACGCAGCAACUUCACAGACUUUCUUUUUCAAGCUCUCAUAAGAAAAGGCAUCGUUGCCUUCAAAGACGAAUCCAGAGCACCCGACCAAGCGAUUGAGGGUUCUCGCCUUUUCAUUGUGGUCCUUUCCAAGAACUAUGCUUUCUCCACUCAGUGUUUGCGUGAACUAUCACAGAUCUUCCAUUGCGUUGAAUUUUCGCCAAGACGUGUUCUGCCUAUUUUUUAUGAUGUUGAUCCAUCAGAUGUGCGAAAACAGACUGGAUGGUACGAGAAAGCCUUUUCGAAAUACGAAGAAAGAUUCUUGGUAAAUAAAAAGGGGAUGGAGACAGUGCAGACAUGGAGAAAAGCUCUGACUCAAGUGGCCAAUCUCUCUGGUUGGUAUAUCCGAAAUAAGCCUCAAUAUACAGAGAUUGAAGAAUUUGUUCAAUAUACAAUAAGUAUAUUGAGUUCUAAAUUUUCAACUCUUCAAAAUAAAGCAGAGGGAACAUUGUCAGAUAAAGAUGAAUUUUCAUACAAUGAGCUGUCAGGUGAAGCAGAGGGAACAUUGUCAGAUAAAGAUGAAUUUUCAUACAAUGAGCUGUCAGGUGAAGCGGAGGGAACAUUGUCAGAUAAAGAUGAAUUUUCAUACAAUGAGCUGUCAGGUUUGAUGAGGAUAAGAGAUUUUAUCAGCCUUGUGUUGACUUAUCCUGUGAAAUUAGUAGAGGAAGAUAUUUUAAGAUCUUGGAUUAGUGCAUUUCCUGAAUGGAAAGCUCAGUUAUUGUCCACUGGUGAUGAUACUGUUAUGGACAAACCAUGGUGUGUACUAACAAAGAAGGCACUGGGAUCUAUGAAGGGAUUUAUGCCAAUGGAAAUAAUAAGUAAAGUAGAACGUGGUAGGAGAUCCAUCUUCAGCCGCAAUGAUGUUGAGGCAAUACCAGAAGCCAUUCUCCACCAAACUGUUGACCUCGCAGUUAACCAACUAAUUCAAACUUUGUUUUGUGGGGAUUACUGUUCACGCUAUAUCAGACUGUUAACCAGAAACUUGGCUGAAAAAAGAUAUGUAGUGGACAAAAUAGUUGCAGCCGUUGAAGAUAAGCACAACAUGUUCGGAAUUGACAAAGAUUUUCUUAGAGCCCUAUGGAUCAAUGCCUCAACAUAUGAGACUGAUGCAGAGUUUCGAGUUCAAGAAGAAAUCAAUACGAUGAUGGAAGUUGAUGACAUGUGGCCGAUGGAAGUUGAUAACAUGUUGGGUACACUUUUCAUUGAAGAAAAGAUGGGAAGCAAUGGGCAGUUGGUGAUUGUAGUGGAUGCAGAUAGCAACAAGAAGCUGGACCUCCAAAAGUUGCGUUUUCCAACUGGAAUUGUGGUGUUGAUAACAACUGAGCCGUCAACACAAGCAGAGAAAGAUGGUGACUUCAGAAUUGCAUGCACAAUGGAUUUGAAUAUUUGGACCCAGGAUCAUCUAUUGCCUUGGAAAGUCUUCUGCAGCUAUGUGGGCAGUUGUAUCAGCAGUAGCAUGGUAAGUUCAUCAAUGGCCAUUCAGAAAAUUGCAGUGGAAAUAGUUAAGGAAUGCCAUGGUCAUCUUCUUGCCAUUGUCCUUUUGUCAAAGUAUCUUAUGUAUGUGCAAGAUUUUAAACAGUGGGAACUUGCACUUGACAAAUUAAGCAGUCUGAAUCCUUCCUAUGAUUAUCAAGAUAGUGACCGAAUUGGCAUUAGUAGAGUCAUGGUCAAUGCAUUCGUAAAUAUUAUCUGGGAAGACAUUGAUGAUGCACAAAAGCUUUGCCUUGAACUCAGUUUGCCUGUUCACAACAUUAAAAAUGGGGUGAGAGAUGAUAUCUUGGUGUCUGAUUGGGCCAAGAUAAUAUUAGGAUACACGCAAGAACUUGGUGAAUACAGAAGGCAAUUACAAUAUCACAUGAAGGAGCUUCUAGACCGUUUUGUCUUGUUGAAAUAUGAAAGUGGAGAUGUCUAUUUGCCAAUAGAAACCUAUGAUAUAAUAAAAUCAUUGCACACCUCAAAGCCUUCCAUCCUAAGGCAUGGUGCAUUAGGAUUGACGGAGCCACCCUACAUUGGACGAUGGCAUAGUCUUAUUCGGAUAGAAUUGAUGGACAAUAAAAUAUGUGAAUUACCACAAUCACCAGAUUGCCCUAAACUCAAAGUGUUGUUGUUGCAGGGCAAUGUUGAUUUGAUGGAUAUCCCUGACUCAUUUUUCAACCACAUGCCCCUGCUUCAACACUUGGACUUAUCCUACACUAGUAUAAGGGAUUUACCCCCUUCUGUCUCUAAAUUAAUACAACUUCAGAAAUUUUAUCUUAGAGGCUGUGAUCUCUUCAUGGAACUACCACAUCAGAUUGGACAGCUAAAGAAUCUCAAAGAGCUUGAUCUUGAUGGGACUUUGAUCACCCAUCUGCCAAUAGAGAUCCGAGAAUUGAUCAACCUGCAAAUCUUAAGCCUCUGCUUUGAUGGAACUUCCAGGUCAACAAUUAUUCCUCCAGGAUUGGUAUCAAAUCUUACUCAAUUGAAUUAUUUAAGCAUCAACGUUGACCCUGAAGAUGAGCAAUGGAAUGAGAAUGUUAUUAGUGUUUUGGGGGAAAUUUUUUUUGGAUUAUGGAAUUUGCAGAGGUUGAGUAUAUAUAUCCCAAAGGCUGACCUCUUGGAAUUCAUACCAGCCGAAAAAUCUCUCAAUUUCAGAUUGGUUGUUGGUCAACAUAUGCGACGUUUAAUAUCGCGUGUACCACCUGAACUGGAGACAAAAUUUAAACACUGUGACUAUAGCAUAAAGUUUGUUAAUGGUGUGAAUAUUCCAAAUGGAGUGAAAAUGAAUCUUGGGCGCUUCAAAGCCUUGUACCUAGACCGACAUAUGACCAUCAAGAGUCUCUCUGAUUUUGAUUUGAGGAAUUUAUGGGGGUUGGAAGUAUGCAUAUUGGCAGAGUGUAAUGAAAUGGAAACAAUUGUCAGUGGAAGCAAUUCACCUGAUGGGCCAGCUUCUCUAAUGUUGAAGUUUUUGAGUGUAUUCUAUAUGAAGAAUUUAAGAAGCGUCUGCGAAGGGAGUAGUCCCUUCUUUCUCUUCUUAAAGUCUAUAGCAUUACACACUUGCCCCAUGUUAACUACCAUCUUCACCUUAGAUUCUCUUAAAAAACUUUCCUUUUUGGAGGAGAUUAUUGUUGAAGACUGUCCAAAACUAACCACCCUGAUAAGUCAUGCCACACCAGAACAAAAACCAGUGUUUUUCCUCCCCAAGUUGAGAAUAAUAUCACUUCUCUAUCUUCCUGAAUUGGUCAACAUUUUUAAUGGCAUGCAUGUUGGACCUUUUAUAGAAGAAAUGAUAUUUUAUUAUUGCCCAAGACUCCAAAGUCUUUCCAAAUCUGAGUUGUCAAGCAAAUCUUUGAAGAUCAUCAAAGGUGAAAGCAUCUGGUGGGAAGCAUUGAAAUGGAAUGAAGCAGAGUGGGGAGAUGCUGGUCGACCCAAUUAUUUUGAGCGAAUUUUUUCACCAAUUAAUGAGGAGGCUGACAUGAUGAACCAACUAGCUGCACUUCAAGAGACUCAACUAAAUGAAUAUCACAAUACGACAUAUCAGGGAAUUUCAAGUUCUAAACAGUCGAUAGCAAAAAUAUUAGCCCCAGUUUCAUCUGUGGGUAGGGGUAGUUCAAACAGUGAAGCCCAAAAGCGGAAAGUCGUUGCUGAGCCAAAGAUAUUUCAAGAGGUAACAAAAAAGAAUUCAUUUUCGGGUGCCAUGCCAAAGAGAAAAGGAAGAGGACGGCCAAAAGGGUCACAUGUUCAGAAGGAGGUUAAAGAGAGUGCGGAUGGUGAAUUCGUCAUUCCUCCUAAUAUUCCUUUGAAUGUGUUGAAAUCUGAUCCUGACUUUAUUGAGGAACAGGAGGAAGGUACCAUUAUGCCUAAGAAAAAGGGACAGGGACAACCAAAAGGAUCACAGGCGAAGAAUUGUCAAGAGAGUGCCCAUGGCAACUUGAAUAGUUGCACUAAUCCAUCAAAUAUGGUUGAAGUUGCUCCUGGCUGUGAAGAACCAGAAGAUGAAGUUGUGCCCAACAAAAAUGGGCAAGAACAACCACGAGGGUUGAGGCGGCAGUACUGUGAAGAGAAUGCUGAUUGCGAGAACUUUUACAGUAAUCCAUCAAAUAUGAUGGAAGUCAGUCCUGGAUAUAAGGAGGAGAAGGAGGAUGAUGCAGUUGACGUGCCUAGGAAAGGGGGAUUAUGGCAACCAAGAGAGUCAAUAAAUCAUGAGAACCAUCAACAAAAUGCAGAUGAUAUAACUGUCCAGCCUAAAAGAAAGGGAAGAGGACAGACAAGAGGUUUGACGCUUCAAAGGAAGCGUCGAAAGAGUGCAGAUGGAAAGUUGGAUGUUCUCAUUCAUCCUACAAAGCUGGUAGCAGUAGGUCCAGGACGCAAUGAUUUCAUAACUGAUCUUUCUCUUAUUGUUCGCCAAAAUGCCCGUCUUAAUGUGCUCCAGUGGAAGAAAGUUCCACAAAGUACAAGGGAUACAAUAGUGCAAAAUAUUCUGAACAAUUGGAGACUUCGAGAUACAGAUAUGGUACGGAAGGCUAUUCUGCGUACAGCAGGCCGUUUAUAUCAGAAUUGGCGCUCCAGGCUUCAUGAUUAUUACUUAAAGUUUGAAACAAAGGAGGAAGCCUUGAAGCAUGUCCCUGAUGAUAUUAAUGAUUCUGAUUGGCAAUUCUUGGUUGAUUAUUUUAGCAGCCCUUAUUUUGAGAUAAUGAGCGUACAAAACAAGGCAAAUAAGGCAAAACACCGGAUACAUCAUACUGCAGGCUCAAAAUCCUUUCUAGCAGUCAGCAAUGAUGCACGUGACCCAGUGACCGGAAAGGAGCCUGAUUUGCAGACAUUUUGCCAGUUGACACACAAAAGGGGAAAUGGGGAAUGGAUUGACGAAGCAUCUAAGGAAAUCAAUGACAAAGUUGCUGAACAAACUAAUGAGAAGAGAUGUCAAAUAGAAGAUUCUCCGGAAGUGGUGGAAACAACGGAACAAGAAAACAUUGAUACUGCCUUCAAGACAAUGGUUGGGAAGAAAUCAUUUACGCAAGGUUUUGGAGCAGGACUAAGGUCAUCAUCAUCAAGCUCAAGUACAAUUCAACAGCUGCAGGCUGAACUGGAUGCCCAAAAGAAGGAGACAGAGAAUGCUAGGAAAGAAUGCAAUGAAAUAAGAGCUAGACUUGUUGAGGUUGAGUCCUGUCUAGAGGAGGAGCGGCUGAAACGCAAGGAGAUAGAAGCUCGUCUAUCGGAUCGUCAAAAUGAGAUGCAGGAGAUCAGCAGUCAGGUUCAAACCACCAUCCAGGCUGCAUUGUCUCAGUAUCUUCCUCAAAAAACCGAAGCACAGACCUCAUCAAAAAAUAAAAGAAAGGUCGCAGAGCUUGAAGCACUACUCCAUGAGGCAGAGGAUGUGAUAACAGAUAUUAGAUCAGAAUUAAUUAGACAUCGUAUGGAUUAGGAAAGUGAAGGAUGCAAUUACAACCUUUCUGGUUCAUAUAUUACAAUCUUAGUAGUAAAUUUCUUUUGGAUUAUGUUUAUAUUCGAGUACAUGCUAUUGCUAAUUGGUAAACGGAGUUAUUUA